GCUGCUGAAUGGCUAAUAAUAAUCCACGACGAACAGGCAUCGAUCAGGAGUCAGGACCCGUGUAUAUUUUCUUACAUAUUAUAACAGCGAAACGUCUCGUUAUGUAGAAUUUUCCCGCAAGUGGCGGCCGUGGCUUUGACGUCAAAAUCAAAUAUAUUUGAAACUUCCUGAUAUAUUGUCAACGAGUCAUGUGAGCCAUUCAGAGCUAACAUCUUGUGUUUGGCUAAGGAGUUUUUAUAAAAAUAGAUAAUAUAUACGGCAAUCGUUCUUAUUAUUUUUGACGUCCUGAAGAUUCAAGAUUCUCACUGAACCUUCAGCAAAAGCAAAAAUGCGUUGCUUUGCUGUUUCUACUUUCUCAGUCCUAAUUAUGCUAUUUACAUGUUGCAAUUCAUUAGAUUACGACGUCGGAACAUACACGCAAAUUGUGGACCACUUCAACUGGAAUAUAAAUUUCACUUUUGAACAGCGCUACCUUUUUUCAGAUGUUUAUUGGAAUAAUGAUGGUCCAUUUGUGGUUUACACUGGUAAUGAGGGUGACGUGGAAGGCUACUGGAGUAGCGCAGGGUUUGCAUUUGAAAUUGCCAAAGAGCUAAAUGGUUAUAUCCUAUUCAUAGAGCAUCGCUAUUAUGGGAAGUCAUUGCCAUUCGGUAGUGAUUCUUUUGAUCAUGAUAAAAUCGCAUUUUUAUCAGUAGAACAAGCAAUUGCUGAUUAUGCCCUGGUUAUACAACAUAUGAAAACAAAGCUCGGAGCCACUGAUAAUCCAGUGAUUGCUUUAGGCGGAAGUUACGGAGGAAUGCUGAGCGCCUACUUUCGUUUCAAAUAUCCCAACGUUGUCGACGCGGCUCUAGCAGCAAGCGCACCAAUUUAUCUCGCAGCAGGUUUAGCGAAUAAUCAUUCAUUUUGGGAAAUCGUGACCGAUGACUUUGAGUCCGCUAACAAGGAAUGCCCUGCACGUGUUAGAAGUGCUUUCAUUGAACUGCAAAACCUCCGAGAUUCAGGAGCUGCCGGAUUGCUGGAAAUAUCAAAGAAAUUUAGGCUUUGUAAAACACUACAAACUGAUGAACAAGUUGAUCAUCUUAUUGGUUGGAUCCGUAAUGCCUUUGCAAUGAUGUGCAUGGGAGAUUAUCCUUAUGCUUCCAAAUUCUUUGGUAAACUUCCUGCCAAUCCUGUGAAUGUCGCAGCAGACAUGAUUAUGAGUGCCGAUGACGCUCUGGAAGGACUUGUUCUUGGCACUGGGUUGUUUUACAAUGGCACCAGUAAUAAUACUUUGUCAUGCUUCGAUCCUUUUACUGAGUACAUUUCCUGUGCAGACCCAACUGGUUGUGGUCUUGGUCCUAACAGUUUAGCCUGGGAUUAUCAAGCUUGCACUGAACUGUAUUUAGCAAGCGGCACCAACAAUGUCACGGAUAUGUUCGCACCUUUACCGUGGACCUUGGAAAUGAGAGAAGCGUACUGCCUGAAGACAUGGGGAGUUACCCAAAGACCAGACUGGUUUGCCACAUCGCUAUGGGGGGAUUCAAUUAGCUCUGCUUCAAACAUCAUCUUCUCAAAUGGUGCACUUGAUCCAUGGAAAAAGGGUGGUGUUCCUGAAUCACUCUCUGAUACCCUUGUUGCAUUAUUGAUUGACGGAGCUGCUCAUCAUCUCGACCUACGAUCUUCAAACCCUAAAGAUCCUCCGUCCGUCGUAGCGGCAAGAAAAACGGAAAUCGCAUUGCUUAAGAAAUGGAUCUCUGCGGAGGAGAAGGAACAAGGGUAUCAGUGGUUCUUCGAUAGCCAAAGAGUUUUUUGAAGCCAGUGACGCGUCUGAAAAACGAUAUACACUGAAAAUUCAGGUGAUCAUGGGGAACUUACGAACGAAUUAUUUCACUAAGUAUGUUUCAAUAUAUUAAAUUAAUACAUUUACAAUAAUUCCAGUGUUAUCUGAAUUCACUAAUAAAAAUAUUUACACUACAGAAAAUAAUUUCUUCUUCUACGGCUAAUAUAUUCAUUUACUGUUGUUUUGAAUGCUGAACUAUUAUUGCUGUAUUCUAUAUGGAUUAACUAUUUUGUUCAAGAGAAACAGUAACUAUUUCAGGAACUGAUAUAAACAGGUUAAAUGCAGGUUGCACGCCGUACAAGUUGACGCAGUUAUAAUAAUUACCUCAACCAGAAAGUAUUUUUCAAAGAGUUGGAGCUGAUUUUGAGCCACAGUUUGACGCACUGUACGAGGGUUGGUAUUUUCAAAUUCACUCAAGAAUCCUAGGUCAAUACUCGCCUAUACAAUAUUUGGCACCGGACUCAAGAGGUAAUCGGAAAAAAAUGGAAGUGAGAUUCAAUUCAACAAAUUGAUAGCAUAUAGAUGUUUGUAUGACUGUGUGAUAACUGUGAUUAAAGAUGUUAUGAUAGACUUAAUAGUGUUCCCACCAGUUCCCACACUUCGGACACAGUGCUCCAGGGCCAGCCUGUUUAAAUCACACCUAAUAGGGGCGCACAGGACGCCUUGAACUAGGGACGAGGUUGCCGGUACCACUUAUAUUCGGUAUUCCCCUUAUCCCCGGUCCAUGCACAGGUUCAUAAACCUCACGCUCUAAAUAUCAAAUUAUUACAGGUAACCGAAGGCAAUCCAACCACAAAAAAACUCAACAUCUGUUUCACAGUCAUGCUACAAAUAUCCCAUAGGAAAGGGCAAUUACAACUUGAUUUAUAAAAAUGAUGACAAGUUGGGAAUCAAUUUCAUCUUUUGCCAACAAAAA
Dendronephthya gigantea is the source of this 2732-nucleotide messenger RNA. RefSeq names its product dipeptidyl peptidase 2-like. The transcript has a single exon. The record is from RefSeq and is a predicted model, not a curated record. Gene Ontology annotation, molecular function: dipeptidyl-peptidase activity; serine-type exopeptidase activity. The coding region runs from base 329 to 1789 and encodes 486 amino acids. Gene Ontology annotation, biological process: proteolysis. NCBI's taxonomy places the organism in Eukaryota, Metazoa, Cnidaria, Anthozoa, Malacalcyonacea, Nephtheidae.